Messenger RNA from Condylura cristata (star-nosed mole), 3938 nucleotides. RefSeq names its product mannan-binding lectin serine peptidase 1 (C4/C2 activating component of Ra-reactive factor) (gene MASP1). Gene Ontology annotation, molecular function: serine-type endopeptidase activity; calcium ion binding. The transcript has 11 exons. The coding region runs from base 242 to 2428 and encodes 728 amino acids. Gene Ontology annotation, biological process: complement activation; zymogen activation. NCBI's taxonomy places the organism in Eukaryota, Metazoa, Chordata, Mammalia, Eulipotyphla, Talpidae. Gene Ontology annotation, cellular component: extracellular region; blood microparticle. The record is from RefSeq and is a predicted model, not a curated record.
AGAGAGAGAGAGAGAGAGAGAGAGAGAGAGAGAGGAAAAGGCAGAGGGAGAGGGGGAGAGGGGAUCUGUUGCAGGCAGGGGAAGGCGUGACCUGAAUGGAGAAUGCCAGCCAAUUCCAGAGACACACAGGGACCUCAGAACAAAGAUAAGGCAUCGCUGACACCACACCAGGGACACGCUCACAGACGAGUCAGGCUGGGGGGACCAAGGCCUGGCAGCCAGGAGAAUCCCGGGCAGGAAAAUGAGGUGGCUCCUUCUCUGUCAUGCCCUGUGCUUCUCCUUGUCAAAGACUAUGGCCCACACUGUAGAGCUCAACAACAUGUUUGGCCAGAUCCAAUCACCUGGCUACCCAGAUUCCUAUCCAAGCGACUCAGAGGUGACUUGGAAUAUCACUGUCCCUGAGGGAUUUCGGAUCAAGCUUUACUUCAUGCACUUCAACUUGGAAUCCUCCUACCUUUGUGAAUAUGACUAUGUGAAGGUAGAAACUGAAGACCAGGUUCUGGCAACCUUCUGUGGCAGGGAGGCCACGGACACAGAGCAGACCCCAGGCCAGGAAGUUGUCCUCUCCCCUGGUUCUUUUAUGUCCGUCACUUUCCGAUCAGAUUUCUCCAAUGAGGAGCGAUUCACAGGCUUUGAUGCCCACUACAUGGCUGUGGAUGUGGACGAAUGCACGGAGCAGGAGGACGAGGAGCUGUCCUGCGACCACUACUGCCACAACUACAUCGGGGGCUACUACUGCUCCUGCCGCUUUGGCUACAUCCUCCACACGGACAACAGGACCUGCCGAGUGGAGUGCAGUGAUAACCUGUUCACCCAGAGGACUGGCAUCAUCACCAGCCCUGACUUCCCCAACCCUUACCCUAAGAGCUCCGAAUGCUUCUACACAAUCGAGCUGGAGGAGGGUUUCAGGGUCAGCCUGCAGUUUGAGGACAUUUUCGACAUUGAGGACCAUCCUGAGGUGCCCUGUCCCUAUGACUACAUCAAGAUUAUAGCAGGUUCAAAAAUGUGGGGGCCCUUCUGUGGAGAGAAGGCCCCAGAAUCCAUCAAUACUGAAAGCCACAGCAUCCAGAUCAUGUUCCGCAGCGACAACUCAGGCGAGAACCGGGGCUGGAGGCUCUCAUACAGGGCGACAGGGAACGAGUGUCCAGACUUACAGUCUCCCAUCCAUGGGAAAAUUGAGCCUUUGCAAGCCAAGUAUUCCUUCAAAGACCAGGUGCUCAUCAGCUGUGACACUGGCUACAAAGUGCUGAAGGACAAGGUAGAAAUGGACACCUUCCAGAUGGAGUGCCUGAAGGAUGGGACCUGGAGUAGCAGGAUCCCUGCCUGUAAAAUUGCAGACUGCGGUGCACCGCCAGAGCUGGAGCACGGGCUGGUCACCUUCCUGUCCAGGAACAACCUUACAACAUACAAAUCUGAGAUCAGAUACUCCUGCCAGCAGCCCUACUACAAGAUGGUCCACAACAUCACAGGUAUAUAUACGUGCUCUGCCCAAGGAGUCUGGAUGAAUGAAGUGCUGGGAAGAAGCUGGCCCGCCUGCUUGCCAGUGUGUGGUCAGCCCUCCCGCUCCCUACCCAACCUGGUCAAGAGGAUCAUCGGGGGCCGGAACGCAGAGCCCGGCCUCUUCCCCUGGCAGGCCCUGAUAGUGGUGGAGGACACCUCAAGGGUGCCAAAUGACAAAUGGUUUGGGAGUGGAGCCUUGCUCUCCGAGUCCUGGAUUCUCACAGCAGCCCACGUGCUGCGUUCCCAGCGCAGAGACAACACCGUGACUCCGGUCUCCAGGGAGCACGUCACCGUCUACCUGGGCCUGCAUGACGUGCGGGACAGAUCAGGGGCUGUCAAUAGCUCAGCGGCGCGUGUGGUUCUCCACCCAGACUUCAACAUCCAGAACUACAACAACGACAUAGCGCUGGUGCAGCUGCGGGAGCCCGUGCCCCUGGGGCCCCGUGUCAUGCCUGUGUGCCUGCCGAGCCCUGAGCUGGAAGGCCCAGCACCCCACAUGCUGGGCCUGGUAGCCGGCUGGGGCAUCUCCAACCCCAAUGUGACGGUGGACGAGAUCAUCAGCAGCGGCACGCGGACCUUGUCAGACAUCCUGCAGUAUGUCAAGUUACCAGUGGUGCCCCAUGCAGAGUGCAAAACCAGCUACGAGUCCCGCUCAGGCAAUUACAGUGUCACCGAGAACAUGUUCUGUGCCGGGUACUAUGAGGGCGGCAAGGACACGUGCCUUGGAGACAGUGGUGGGGCCUUUGUCAUCCUCGAUGACUUGAGCCAGCGCUGGGUAGCCCAAGGCUUGGUGUCUUGGGGGGGGCCUGAAGAGUGUGGCAGCAAGCAGGUCUACGGGGUGUACACUAAGGUCUCCAACUACGUGGACUGGGUGUGGGAGCAAAUGAGCUCCCCACGAGGUCUCGGAGAGCUGCAGGUGGAGCGGUGAGCUGACAGACGUCCUCAAGGCCUGCACGCCCUGCCACAGACCAAGUCAGGCUGCACCACACACUUCCGACAGCACACUCCAUGUUACCCAUCAGGCCCAAAGGAAUGGAACACACCACUCCCAUCUGCCAGAGACAGCCCCCUGAGGCCCCAAGAGGCAGCUACGUGAUCAAGGGCAAAGGGUCUCAACAAGAGACUGGCCCAGGACCCUGUAAGUUCUUUCUCCACUCCUGGCCUCACUCUUCUCAACAAUAUAGCAAGGGAGCUAGACCUCUCGGCCAACGUUAGCUCCUCUCAACCAUGCUUUCCCAUGGCGUGGAUUCACUCCUAUUCAGUUAUCACUCCCAUUGGCUCCCACUGUUGGUAUAGCUAAACUUGGGCCUUAUUGGGCAUUAUUAGAAAAUGUUUCCUCACUUUGAGCUGGAUUCUAACUCCAAUUUUUGUUCCCAGCCCUGCCCUCUGGGCACAGAUAUGUGAAGGCCUCCUGCAAACUACUCAUGUUUCAGGAGAGAGAGAUCAUAUCCAGAAGCCCCUCUCUCUGAGGUUUCUCUCCCAAAAGCUUCAUGGAGCUUAUUACUUACAUUCUCCAUGAAAGAAAUUCCAAAGGACAAAGAGAAGGCUGGGAAACAGGGGGAAGGGAAUAGCAUUGGGAGGCUCCCCAACCCCUUUAAAUUCCUACUGUCAACUCAGAACAAUGUCACAUAGGUUCAUGUGUCACUGCUGAAUAGCAGCUGACAACACAGGUAUCACACUUGCCUUUCCACAUGAGUGCAAUGCCUUGAAACAUACCAUCUGGAGAGGCUACCUGGGCCCCAGCCGUAGACACGGAGACGCCACUGGACUGCUUGCAGUAUGCGCACACUGGCAUGCACGGUGCUUCUUGGCAGGAAGUGGGAGAAGAGCGGGCUCAGGACACUAGGAGUAUCUGAUCCUUCAGACCACCCCGCAUGUUACAACCUGAUAUCUGCGGAGAACCCACCCAGCAUGGGUGCUCAGAAGGAUCCACCCUUCCAGUUUCCUAAGGCCAGAAUCAAAAGGAGCAGAGACUUCAUGAAAAUGAAUGAAGAGACAGAAAGCUGCAAGUCAGGGGAGUUGGUCACAGCUCUGCCCCCUACUGGCUGCAUAACCCUUGACAAGUCACUUCCCUUUCUGGACCUCUGUCAAAGGAAGGCAUUAUACCCCUCAGGGUCCUGCCUACUCCAGCACUCUGUGCUUCCAGUACCAGCACUCCCUCUCUGGCCUUCCCAGGGCUAAGCAUCCUCCUUCUCCCUGGUGCUCCAGCUCUUGGGAUUCUCUGCCAUAGAAAGACAGUCGGACAAGCCCCUUAGAGGGAUUCUGACGGAGCCAUUAGAAAGUGUCCACUUUUCCAAUUGGUUCAGCAAAGUACACCUCUAUGUCUGUGAAUAGUACAUAUAGAGAAUGUUGUAUCUUGUAUAUUUUAUAUCACAAGCUUCACUACUUUGCAAAGUGCCUCUGCAUCUGUUUCUUUUAUAAGGGGUAUAAAGUGGAAA